AUGCCUCGAGGAACUGUGUGCAGUGUGGCCACAUGUAAAUCCAACUCGAAAAAGGCAAAAGAAAAAGGGGAAAAUAUCAUGUUCCUUAGGUUCCUUCCAAAAAAUCCUAACAUUCAAAGAGAGUGGGUUAGAAAAUAUGCUAGAAAGGAUAAAUGGAAACCUAUUGAAAAAAGGCUGUGUAGUUUACAUUUUAAAUCUGAAGAUUAUCACGAUGAAAUGCAGGCUAGGUUGUUAAAUUUGCAACCAAGAAUGCUAAAAACAGAUGCUAUUCCAUCACUAUUUUUACCCUCCUCUGUGGAAAAACCAGUGGGUAAACGUACUCAACGAAUGUUGAGAAAAGAGAGGGAAGAAAAAGUUGAAAUACUGCUUCAAGAGACCAUUAUAAAAACAUCACCAAUAAUUGUUGUGGAAAACCAACCAGAGACAUUAACUAUUUCUGAUGUUCCAUCAACAAGCAUGGAAACUGAUGCAGACAUUUGGAAAAAAAAGUGGGAAGAGCUGGAACAAGAGAAUGUUAUCCUUAGAAAACAAAUUGAGGAUUUUAGAAAUAAGGACAAUACUCUAAGAGCUCAAAUUUUGCAGUUAGAAAAACAGAUAAAACAAGAUCAGGUUCAGUUUGAGGAAAAAGUGAUUGUGGCAUUUUUAAUGAUUUUCUUACAUUAA
Molecule: messenger RNA, 663 nt
Organism: Anthonomus grandis grandis
Lineage: Eukaryota; Metazoa; Arthropoda; Insecta; Coleoptera; Curculionidae
Exons: 2
Coding region: 1-663 (220 amino acids)
Source: RefSeq, a predicted model, not a curated record